AUGACUUCAACAAACACUAUUCCAGCAAAUACUACUCCAACAAACGCUGCAACAGAUAUUACUCCAGCAAACACUACUCCGGCAGACACCACACCAACAAACGCUACCUCAGCAAACACCACUCAGGCGAAAAAUAUUCCAGCAAAAAAUGCAGAUAAAAAGCCCAACGUUACGGAUCAGAGUGAAGAUGGUAUAGGCGAUGAAGUUGUCGACAACCAGAUUAUUCAGGACUUAUACGGCAAAGAGCAUCUUAACCUUGUAUUCAUCGGCCAUGUAGAUGCCGGAAAGUCUACUAUGGGCGGAAAUAUUUUAUAUUUGACAGGAAUGGUUGAUCAAAGAACUAUGGAAAAAUAUGAAAAAGAAGCAAAGGAACAAAAUCGAGAGUCUUGGUAUUUAUCAUGGGCUCUUGAUACUUCAAAGGAGGAGAGAGCAAAGGGGAAAACCGUUGAAUGUGGUCGUGCAUAUUUUGAAACAGAAAGGAGGCGUUACACAAUUCUAGAUGCACCUGGGCACAAAAACUAUGUACCUAGUAUGAUUGGUGGCGCAGCGCAAGCGGAUGUCGGAAUUAUGGUCAUAUCCGCAAGAAAAGGUGAAUUUGAAACUGGAUUUGAAAGAGGUGGCCAGACACGUGAACAUGCUGUUCUUGCAAAAACUUCUGGAGUUAACAAGCUAGUAGUAGUCAUCAACAAAAUGGAUGAUCAUACAGUUAAUUGGUCUAAGGAGAGAUAUGAUGAAUGUGUUACUAAGCUUACACCAUUUUUAAAGUCAAGUGGAUAUAAUCCCACGACAGUGUCUGCAUACACGGGGGCGAAUCUUAAAGACCAUGUGUCUAAAGAGGUGUGCAAUUGGUAUAGUGGGCCAUCAUUGCUAGAAUAUUUGGAUAAUAUGAAAGCUUUGGAUAGAAACUUAAAUGCACCAUUAAUGAUGCCAAUUACUGAGAAAUAUAAAGAUAUGGGCACAAUCGUCGUUGGUAAGGUGGAAUCAGGCACUGUGAAGAAAGGUCAAUCUGUAAUGAUAAUGCCAAACAAGCGAACUGUUGAAGUAUCCGCUGUUUAUAAUGAAGUUGAGGAAGAAGUGUCUGUUGGUACUUGUGGUGACAAUAUUCGGCUUCGUGUGCGUGGUAUUGAAGAGGAAGAAAUUUCAACCGGAUUUGUAGUUUGUUCGACUAAGCGACCGGUAAAGACUACAACCGUGUUUGAAGCACAACUUGCUAUCCUGGAACAUAAAAACAUUAUUUGUGCUGGGUAUAGUGCAGUUCUUCAUAUUCAUUCUUGUUUAGAGGAGAUAUCAAUCGCGGGACUUUUACAUCUUAUUGACAAAAAGACCGGAAAAAAGUCAAAGAGGCCUCCGCAAUAUGUUAAAAAAGGUCAAAAAGUUAUUGCAAGGCUCGAAACUCAAGGUCCAAUUUGCGUUGAAGUAUUUGAAGAACACCCACAAUUAGGAAGAUUUACUCUUCGAGACGAAG
Molecule: messenger RNA, 1465 nt
Organism: Cetraspora pellucida
Lineage: Eukaryota; Fungi; Glomeromycota; Glomeromycetes; Diversisporales; Gigasporaceae
Source: the annotation of a GenBank genome assembly